UCAGACUCAUAGAUACUUUUAUGCAUACAUACGCGGCUGUCGAUUUUCCAUUGCGACAUUGCAGCGAAGAAUGUAGCAAAUUUACAUGGCGUGGAUUAGCUCGUUAAAGUAUUUCACAUCGAUGUCGUAAAAAAAUCUGGUAUUUCCCGCUAAAAUAAUAUUACGCCAUUCGUUAUGUCAUUGAAUAACGAUUGCGACAAGGACCGUCAUACUAUGGCGUCAUUAAGAGAAUGACGUAGUUGUCCGUAUUGUAUAUAAAACCAACUCGGUUUCCUCAGACUGGUCACAAAUCAUCAAGAACAAAACUGCACGCUUCAGCGACUCGAUUCAAAAUGGUAUUGACGUUUUAUUGGCAUCCCCUAAGCCCGCCGGCUAAAGUUGUUUGGUCGGUGUUAGAAGCCCUUGCAAUCCCAUACGAAAAGAAAUACAUUGAUCUUUUAGGAAAAAAGGAUCAAAAAAGUCCAGAAUAUUUAGCAAUCAACCCUGAAGGCAAAGUACCGUAUAUUGUUGAUGGGAAUUUUGGGCUAGGAGAAAGUCGGGCUAUCAUUUGCUAUCUUUGCUCAAAAUAUGAGAAAAAUGACGAAGAAAAGAAACUAUAUCCGACAGAAUUGAACGCACAGUUCAAAGUCAACGAAUCGCUCUUCCAAGAUUUCCAGUUCUUUACAAAUAUUUUGGAAUAUUUCAAUAUCGUUGGAGUUCUUUUUCGUGGAGAAACGGGUCCAAUUCCUGGACGAUGGCCUGCGAUAGAAGACAUCUAUAUUCGUUUAGAAAGAAGACUUACACAACAAGAAUAUAUGGUGUCAGAUUAUAUUACCGUUGCAGAUUAUUCCGCGUUUGCUGUCGUUGCUGGUAUCGAAUAUCUUCUUGCUGAGCUAAAUUUUGACAAAUAUCCACGCCUUCUAGAAUGGAAAAAGAAAAUGGAAGAAAUACCCGCUGUUGCUUUUUGUUAUGGAGAUUCUGUGGCAAAGUUUAGAAAAAUGUUCGAUGGAAUUGUGGCUGCAAACAAAGAAAAAAAUGCAAACUAA
Messenger RNA from Styela clava, 1025 nucleotides. RefSeq names its product glutathione S-transferase 1-like. Lineage: Eukaryota; Metazoa; Chordata; Ascidiacea; Stolidobranchia; Styelidae. Gene Ontology annotation, molecular function: glutathione transferase activity. The record is from RefSeq and is a predicted model, not a curated record. Gene Ontology annotation, biological process: glutathione metabolic process.